UAACAAUAGCAAAUGCAACUGUUGUUGAAAAGGAUACAGAACUAAUAGCAGUGUCGAAUCUGAAAGACGAAACAACCAUGAACCUUUCCGAAGCACAAGCCGGGGUCACACCCGAGACAGUGGUAGAAUCACCACUUGUGACUGCAAAUGACCCUGAGUCUGAAAUGCUAAUACAAUCAGAAAUACUGGAGGUGACAGAAUCAAAGGCAGAUAUAAUUUUAAUAUCAGAAACACCAGUAGAAACAUGUGUAGUUGACUCAUUGGUAUAUGAGCUUGAAGUUAAAACACAGGUGGUAACAUCAACAGAAAGACAUUCUACCCAAUUUCUUGCUUUGACAUCAGAAAUAAACAAUUUUCAGUCAGAUUUAAAAUCAAUAAAUACACCAGAUGUUUCCACUGCCACCACACUACGAGAAUCUCCCAUAGUCUCUGAAAUACAGACAGAAGAAUCUUUAGCAUUUUUAACAGCAGCACCUUCUCCAGUAUUAAAGGAGGUAGCAGAAAAGGGGGGCAUACAUAUCAACAGACCAGUUACAGUUGAGGUGACUGAACCAAAAUUAGAAAUGCUUAUGGUAACUGAUGCAAUAUCACACACAUCUCCAGUCUCUGCACUGGAAGAACAAACUAUCAAGACUUCAGCUAUUGAAACAGAAUCCUUAGUACGAAGGUUAAAGGUGGAAAAGAAUGUCAACAUGCAAGGCUUGGUUGUGACAUCCUUAAAGCAAACAGGACUUGAGACACCAGAUGCAGUUGAUAUCAUUGCGUUAAAGAUACCUAUGGCAGAAGAAACAAGCGUAGGAACACCAGAUGUGACUGAACAGAUCAUAAGAGCACCAGUUCUGACAUCAGUGAUGGAAAACAUGGAGUCAACAGUAUUUUCAUCAACCAAUGAAGUACCAAAAGUAGUUAGACAACCGCUACACACCGAGUCUGAAUUCAAAGUAACAGAAAUAACUAAACAGGUCAUUCAGGACAUACAAAAUACUGCACAUCUUAAAGAAGACUCUAAAAGCCCUGAAGAAAGGGGUGGAAAAUUGCAUGAGGUUUCUUUAUCCACUGUGGAAACUGCUGAAUCCUCACCAGGACCAGAUGAGGAUGUAUGGGAGGAUGCUUUUGACGAUAUUAGUGAUUAUCAGAGUUCCAGUACUAAAACAAGAGGUGGUCUGCAAGAUACCGUUUAACCAUGUACCAUGGCAACAAGUGAAGUCUGUUUGAAUGAAUGCCACUGAAGAAGAAAGAGUCUACUAUCAGUCUUACGGCAUCAAAGGCUGCGGAUUGUUCCUCUCAGCAUGAAUGUUUGACUAAGCAAUGUGUAUAAGCAAUAAUGCAGUACAGAAAAGACAAAUUAGGGUGAAAUUAGCCAUUUUCUAUAGCCAUAAUCAUGCAAAUCAUAAUAUGUAUGUCAUUUGUGCCUUUUGGCUACCUGAUAUAUAAACACUCAACCUCAAAAUUAAAGGUAGAUCAAGUAUAAAGGUCGCCAUAUAAACAAGAUGCUGCAGCAUAACAGCAUCAUGAAUUUGUGGAUUAGCUAUACCUUGCUUUUAAUUCACUUAUAUUCUAUAAUCAUAUUUGAAUAAAAAGAAAAUGUCACCAAAGACCCAUUUACAAUUGUACAUAAUCCUCCUGGCCUACAUAUUACCAGAGAUACCAGAGACCAGUAAACAUUGGUUAAAAACUGCUUAAGACUAACAUUAAUGAUUAUUAAUUAUUUAACAUAAUACAUUUCUUGAAUGAUUUAACUUUAAAUCUGUCUGUAUUUGUUUUUCUAAAACCUGAGAUCUUACCAAAUACAUGAUUCAGAAUCUUCUCAAAAAAUGUCACUACUCAUAAAUAUGAUAUAGUUUUGACUGUUAUUCAUUGCAAAUAAACAUACAUUUCUGGACAGUAUUAACCUAAUCCAAGUAGUACGUUUUUUUUUUUAAGUUACAAUAAACCUUUAAUUAGCAAGAUAUUUAUGAAUUAACCCACAUUAUAUU
This is a messenger RNA of Silurus meridionalis, 1976 nucleotides long. RefSeq lists its product as uncharacterized. NCBI's taxonomy places the organism in Eukaryota, Metazoa, Chordata, Actinopteri, Siluriformes, Siluridae. The record is from RefSeq and is a predicted model, not a curated record. Bases 78 to 1181 code for a protein of 367 amino acids. The transcript has 2 exons.